Exophiala spinifera is the source of this 2754-nucleotide messenger RNA. RefSeq lists its product as uncharacterized. The coding region runs from base 1 to 2754 and encodes 917 amino acids. The transcript has a single exon. Gene Ontology annotation, cellular component: membrane. Gene Ontology annotation, molecular function: calcium ion binding. Lineage: Eukaryota; Fungi; Ascomycota; Eurotiomycetes; Chaetothyriales; Herpotrichiellaceae. The record is from RefSeq and is a predicted model, not a curated record.
AUGCUUUCCAAGCUAACACUUGUCGGUUUGCUUCUGUUGGGCGCUGGCUCAGCUACGCCUGAGCUUGCCUUUCCAAUAAACUCCCAGUUCCCUCCGGUCGCUUACGUUCUCCAGCCAUACAAAUUUGAGAUUGCUCUCACAACUUUUGUAUCCCCACUACCUCAGGUUGUGUAUGCCAUUACCGGUGGUCCAACAUGGCUCCAACUCGACAAUGGCAGUCGACUCUUGACGGGAAUUCCUCUCCAAGAAGAUGUCGGAACAAACACCUUUCAACUGACAGCUUCAGACUCGACAGGAGAAACGUCGACCACUGUUACUUUGAUGGUGCUUUCCGAGCCAAGUGUGUUGACGUCGAAUACUCCAGUGCUUCCACAACUGGAAACGGCUGGCCCUGUGUCGGCGCCACACUCCCUUAUAUUGCAUCCUUCGCAGCCUUUCGAAGUAAUCUUCCCGCCUGAGACUUUCCAUGGAAUCUCUUCGAACACAAAAUACUCUGCGGCGUUGGAAAAUCAUUCUCCUCUACCCUCAUGGAUACAGUUUGACCCUUCGCAACUCUCAUUCAAAGGUACUAGCCCUCCCUUGAUCCCGAGGUCCCCGGCUUCUCAAACAUAUGGACUUGUGAUGAUGGCCUCAAAUAUCCCAGACUUCACACAAGCCAUGGUUCAAUUUGAUAUCAUUGUUAGCGAUAACAUCCUUGCGUUCACAGCACCGAUACAGCAGUACAAUAUCUCCGGGAACGCCCGCUUUGAGACACCCUCGCUUCGGUCCUCGCUCUUGCUCAAUGGAAAGGCCAUUACAGAUGUGCAGGUUGCAAACGUGACUACGGACGCACCUGACUGGCUCAAGCUGGACAAAAGUCAAAUUGUUUUGAGCGGCAGCGCUCCAGAUACUGCUGACAUCAACGUUACAAUUAGUGUCACGGAUACCUAUAAUGAUGUUGCAAACACAACGAUUCAGAUACUGCACAAGGAUCUUGUUACCAGGCCUAUCGGCAAAAUUGCAACCAUCAGAAUAACUCUCGGUCGAGAGUUCUCCUACAAUGUCAAUGAAUCAAGAUUUGUUGGACCAGGACAGAUGACCGUGAACCUGGGAGACACGUCUAGCUGGCUUCACUUUGAUGCGCAGCGACGAACGUUAUCUGGUCUGCCACCAUUGAGUCUGCCUGCCAGCACAAUAACCAUACCAGUAACUUUCAAAAAUGGCACCGUGGAUAUCAGGGCUACUGUCGACUUGCAGCCCGCGCUGAGAGAGAUUGAAGCCUCUGGCACGUCUACACUUAGGUCCCUGCCAACAACCACCCCACGACCAGGUACGAUCAAUAAUUCCUACAACACAGGUGCUCAACCGAACAAAACCCCGAGCCGGCGUGUAACAACCAUCAUACUAGCGAUGUUGGCAGUGGCAUGCGGGCUCCUAACCAUAUUUUGUCUCGUGCUAUGGGUGAUGAGACGGAGAAGGGGACAAAGAAAAGUUGCCGGUGAGCAAGAGCUGAGUUCAGGCGAAAGUCAGCGACGCGAAAGCACCACGAGGGAAUGUUCAGAGCCCACAACUGCUCCGCUUCCUGUGCAGCGCGGCGGUCCCCAAAAUCCAAUCUCUAUGCAACCACCACCGACGCGGAUCGACUCAACAUGGCCCAACGAGGCGCCGGAGGGACCUAGAUAUAGUUCUGCCGGUACCGCAAAUCUGCCAUCAAUUCAUGAUUCCCGGCUCGCAUAUAAAUGGGGACCUCUUAAUAACCACCCAGGUCAAGGAAACCUUCCGCCGAGAGAUGCAAUGAGCGAAAAACUCCCUCCGUCGAAACAGCAGGCUCGCACGUCAAUCACUCACGAGCCGUCGGGCUCCAAGAUUGAUACAAAUGAGCGAGGUUCUUCAACGCUCUCUCGGCAGUCGCGAUCGCAAUCUAUAAUUGCUCUUCCAAACAGAAGAAGUGGAGCUGGACAUGGCAACGGGUUGAUGAUGGAUUCCAACGCCAAUAAGGACCUGGACAUCGGUGAUUUACACCCGCCUUUAGACAGCAGACGAACUACCAUGGUGCUUGACUCGUUUCCCAGUCCGCCCCAGGAUGGGUCAAAGACAGCAAAAGUCCGAUCACUGAACAAACCUGCCAACCCUUCUUUGCGUGUCACUUCAGAGGACAGUAAUCUUUCAUUCGAGGCACGAAGACAACAAUGGCACACGGAACGCGCACGAGCACGGCUGGAAGGGGGAGCACGUUUCUCCAACGCCGGAUCUUCAUUCGCACUGAGAACGCCCCGAGAUCCGCCUGGCAGGCGUAGUGUUGCUCGCUAUACCCAGCCGUUGUCUUUGCUAUCAUUGUACGAACCCGCUUCAAGAGAACCUUCCUGGUCCAGGUGGUCAGGCAUGGGACCGCCUGCUCAGGAAACUCUCCGUGCUGCAAGUCCCCUAGACUCGCUAAUCGAGAAUCUACCAGGUUCUAAGAGAAGUGCCAGUUUAAUAAGUGAUGGUCAAUUUGACUCCGCCGCAUCUUCUAACAGCCAGUGGGAAUUUGAAGACCUCAUCGACGAAGAUAGAAAUGAGACCACACGCCACUGUCAGACGAAUGGACAAUCAAUAACGACGCCACGUCUGCCCUUUGACACUGUCCGGAACUCACGGCAAAGUACCAGUAGUGAGACUCUUCCCACACAUCCCGGGCAGGCACGGCUGUCAGAUGUAAGGAGGAAGCAUUUCAGCGUGGCGGAUGGAGAGCUGAAAUCAUACCAGAGCCAUCACGGGAAUUUUCGCUUCAUAUGA